This is a messenger RNA of Peronospora farinosa, 1071 nucleotides long. The record is from the annotation of a GenBank genome assembly. Lineage: Eukaryota; Oomycota; Peronosporomycetes; Peronosporales; Peronosporaceae.
AUGGUCACGCUCUUCUGUAUAAUCGUUGGUACGAAAGAAAGCGUAUUUCCUGUGGAUAUUGACAAGAGACAGUCGGUGGGGCAUUUAAAAGAUGCGAUCAAGGCGAAGAGGAUGUACCAGUUUCCGGCGGAUGAACUGCAGCUCUACCCUGCCAAGAUGGUAGAGGGCAAGUGGCUGGCCUCGAGCUCGGACGAUGUAAAACAGCUGAAGAAGGGCGAGAAGACUCAUCACGUUGUAGAGUUAAUGAAAGAAGACCAAAAGCUGCAAGGAGAGGACUAUAUUUCUGAUCUCCUUGAAGGUAUGGAGGACCCAGUAGGGAGACAAAUUCACGUGCUGGUGGUGGUUCCUGAGGAAUUUACGGCAGUCGGUAACGAAAGGAAGCGGCAAAAGGUGGAUGAAGAUGCUUGUGCUCGCGCUUUCGACAAGCUAUUUGAGCCUGAACCACGUACAGACGUUGGGGAUGACACUUCUGCGAUCGUGAGGAAUUUCGUAAAUCCCCCUAGCUGCUAUGAGUCCGAAACCGAACAAACAUUCAUUUACCUGUGGGAUAGCCUCAUUGCGACACUGCUGCAGCGUGUGAUAAGAGGGAGCUAUCGUCGCAACACGAAUGCUUCUGCUGCUACUGGUCUCUAUCGACCAGAUUUGUGCUUUUACUAUGGCAGAAGCAAUGUGUGUGUAUUUCGUGGGGAAGAAAAAGCAAGUGGAGUGUUGGACGUACCGAUUAAGGAAUUGCACGAGAAACUGAUAUGGAGGUAUGACGAUGCGCCGUACAUUUUUGGCUACGCUGCUGUGGGACUGCAAGUGUGCUUGGUAGCUAUUCGAAAAGACGAGAUGACGGAACGCGGUGCAAAAGCGGAAAUUAUUGAAACAUACGAUUUGGGUGAUCUCAGUAGCCGGCUUUCGUUUUUUCUCGCAUUGCUCAAUCUCUCGACUCUUUUCCGACCACUUGUAAGUCUUAUCCAGCCGAUGAACGUACGCGAGUACGGCAUUAUCAGACUAGGCAAUGGGGUGCAGAUAUCGUUUGCAGAGAAUUGUGUGAUGAAGACGUAUCCCUUCGGAUAUGCCAAGUGA